Messenger RNA from Lepisosteus oculatus (spotted gar), 6318 nucleotides. The record is from RefSeq and is a predicted model, not a curated record. Lineage: Eukaryota; Metazoa; Chordata; Actinopteri; Semionotiformes; Lepisosteidae.
GCUUAGUGGGGGCAACCCGGAUGUACCUGUUCCAGCUCUUUAGUCGUUCGUCUGAAGUGUUAGGGGAGGUUUAGUGUUUGCUGUUAUUUCCGAAUGUUGAUGUGUUGUUUAUUUUUUUCUGGCUUCGUUUGCUUUGACAGUGGUGGUUAUGGACUGAUUUGAGAACCCUACGCAUAACGCACAUUAACAACAAGACGAUGUUCGGCCGGUCUCGAAGCUGGGUGGGAGGUGGUCAGGGAAAAUCGAAAAGCAUUCACUCUUUGGAUCAUCUGAAGUAUAUGUACCAUGUCCUAACUAAGAACACGACAGUGACUGAUCACAACAGGAACCUGCUUGUGGAAACGAUUCGGUCUAUUACUGAAAUUCUUAUCUGGGGAGAUCAGAAUGACAGCUCUGUGUUCGAUUUCUUUUUGGAGAAGAAUAUGUUUGCCUUCUUUCUGAAUAUCCUCCGACAGAAGUCUGGCCGUUAUGUGUGUGUUCAGCUCCUUCAGACACUGAAUAUACUUUUUGAAAAUAUAAGCCACGAGACGUCUCUUUAUUACCUCUUGUCCAACAACCAUGUCAACUCCAUUAUUGUCCAUAAGUUUGAUUUUUCUGAUGAGGAGAUUAUGGCUUAUUAUAUCUCCUUCUUGAAGACCCUGUCCCUGAAACUCAAUAACCACACCGUGCACUUCUUCUAUAAUGAGCACACUAAUGAUUUUGCCCUGUACACGGAGGCCAUUAAAUUUUUCAACCACCCAGAGAGCAUGGUGAGAAUUGCUGUCAGGACAAUCACCCUUAACGUUUACAAAGUGUCAUUGGAUAAUCAGCACAUGCUUCACUACAUCCGAGACAAGACCGCGGUCCCCUACUUCUCCAACCUGGUGUGGUUCAUUGGCAGCCAUGUGAUCGAGCUGGACAAGUGUGUGCAGACCGAUGAAGAGCACAGGAAUAGAGGAAAGCUCAGUGACCUUGUAGCGGAGCACCUGGACCACCUACACUAUCUUAAUGACAUCUUGAUCAUAAACUGCGAGUUCCUGAACGACGUGUUGACAGACCACCUGCUCAACAGACUUUUCCUGCCUCUGUACGUCUACUCGCUGGUUAAUCACGAGCAGGCCAAGCCUCUCCCAUUGGUAUCCAGACACGCCCCCUGUCCUUUUCUUCAUCUCUCAACAAAACAGCUCUCACAGUCAGAAGAUCGAAAGAUAAGCCCCCAGGUGUCUCUUUACCUCCUGUCACAGGUGUUUCUUAUAAUACACUACCAACCAUUGGUCAGUUCCUUGGCUGAUGUCAUUCUGAACGGUGAUCUGUCAGUGUUCUCGGUCCAAGCAGAGCAAGCUGCGCAAAAGAGCUGUUCAAACAGUAGUAUCCGCCGUUUCACAAAGCCUGCCGAGAGCUUGGAGCAGUCCUUGGAAAUUAAUCGACAAAGAGGAAGAAAGAGACUCCAGAAAAGACCCAACUACAAGAAUGUAGGCGAGGAAGAGGAGGAAGAGAAAGGUCCCGAGGAAGCACAGGAAGAACCUGAUAAAGCUAAAGGCCCUGAGAGUUCAAAGGGCAGCAAGACCAGUGGCGAAACAGAAGAAAUUGAAAUGGUGGUGAUGGAGAAGUGUAACAUUUCAGAGAUGACGGGGCUGACGGAGCAAAACACAACCGAUGAAGAGAAGAGCGCCGCAGCAGCUGCAGGAGCUGACAGCCUGAGGAGCAGGCCUUUUCUGGACAUGGUGUACAAUGCGCUGGACUGCACUGCUGAUGAUUACUACGCUCUCUUUGUCCUGUGUCUGCUUUAUGCCAUGUCCCACAGCAAAGGGAUCAACCCACAGCUUCUGGAGAAGAUUCAUCUUCCUGGACAACAGGUGGAGAGGAGCUCAUACAGUCAUGUCCUGGCAGAGAGACUUAUUAGGGUGAUGAAUCAGGCUCCUCAGCCAGAUGGAAAGGUACGUCUGGCCACUCUUGAACUUAGCUGUCUGCUGCUGAAACAGCUGGUUCUGUCUGAAAGUGGGUGCAUCAUCAAAGACAUUCAUCUCGCCUGCUUAGAGGGUGCCAGAGAGGAGAGUCUCCACCUGCUGCGGAGGUUUUACAAGGGUGAAGAAAUAUUCCUUGAUAUGUUUGAAGACGAGUACAGGAGUAUGACGAGCAAGCCUCUGAACGUGGAGUACCUUAUGAUGGAUGCUUCCAUUCUUCUUCCCCCCACUGGCACGCCACUGACUGGCAUCGACUUUGUGAAAAGGUUACCCUGUGGAGAUGUGGAGAGGACAAGGAGGGCGAUCCGUGUCUUCUUCAUGUUGCGCUCGCUAUCCGUACAACUCCAGGGUGAGCCGGAGACCCAGCUCCCUCUCACGAGGCAGGAGGACCUCAUCAAAACCGACGACGUGCUGGAUCUGAAUAACAGUGACCUGAUUGCCUGUAUGGUUGUGACGAAGGACGGUGCUCAAGUGCAGCGUUUCCUGGCAGUGGAUGUGUACCAGAUGAGUCUCGUGGAACCUGAAACUAAGCGUCUGGGGUGGGGAGUGGUGAAGUUUGCUGGCCUGCUGCAGGACAUGCAGGUGUCAGGGGUUGAGGAUGACAGCCGAGCUCUCAGCAUCAUUAUCCACAAACCCACCUCCAAUCCCCAUGCAAAGCCCUUUCCCAUCCUGCAAGCUAAUUUCAUCUUCGCCGACCACAUCCGCUGCAUCAUUGCCAAACAGAGGCUUGCCAAGGGCAGAAUCCAGGCCCGGCGCAUGAAAAUGCAGAGGAUAGCUGCCCUGUUGGACCUCCCCGUCCAGCCCUCGUCGGACAUCCUGGGCUUUGGGCAGAGCUCGGCCGCCACCGCCCAGCCCCUGCCCUUCCGCUUCUAUGACCAGGCCCGGCGAGGCCUGAGCGACUCCACGGUGCAGCGCUCCGUCUUCGCCUCCGUCGACAAGGUGCCAGGGUUCGCGGUGGCCCAGUGUAUCAACCAGCACAGCCCAUCUCCUCUGUCCUCUCCCUCGCCCCCUUCCAGCGCCAGUGGCAGUGGAAGCACAGGGCGCUGUGACUCUGUCACUGCCAGCACCAUUUCCACCCCUUCUGCGGCCCAGAGUCCCUCAGAUGAUCCCACGGUCCAUCAGCCAAGCCAGCCUCCUAUUCCUGAUGCAGUGGCGUUUGUCGAUGAGUCUGGUUCUUCACUUCCUGUUCCAGGCAAAGGUCACGGCCGGCCUGCCGACCUGGACGUGCCCCCUAACCCCACCCUUGCCCCCAGCCUGACCCCAGCCCACCAGCCCACCAUUUCGCUCAUCUCGGACGCCAACACUGACGCCCUCAGCGUGGAAUCUCUGACUCUCCUCCCACCUGCCGCCCCCCCCCGGCUUCUCGGCCUGAGCACCCCGUCUUCCACGCAGCCCGAAGUCCCCGAGAGGCCUGGCGAGCAGGAGCCGGCACCUGAAACGCAGAAGGAAGGACAAGUCACUGCUGCAGCACUAACGCAGGAGCCCGUAGACGGCCAACACCACCUGCAGGGCUAGGAAUCUGCCAGGUGCCUUUCUCAAUCUAGGCCUUGUGACGUUGAAACUAGGGCUGUCCCAUUUCAGGUCUUCAUGGUGUAAAUAGACAUCAGUCAUGUAAAUACAUUACAGAAAGGAUAGAGACAUCUACAGCAUUGUGGCUUGUCUGCUUCGGAAUUUACCUUGUGGCUUUUUCACUCGAGACUUUUUUUUUUGAGACAAUGAAGGCUUGUGCUGUGUUCUACUGUACUUGCACAUGAAGAAAAUUCUUUGUCUGCACCUUUGAAAGCUUUGCAGGUAGUGAAAGACGAAACGGAUCCGAGUCCACGUGCACCUUUUAUCCCAAGGAAAAUGUUGUGAAUUUUUAUUGGUUUGUGUGUGUGAAAGCACAUUUACAUCUUCAAGCAUACCUGUCAUGUGGAGAUGGGAGAACAUUUGCCUGCACGUUGUUAUAAAUGAUAAAGUGCGGAAUGUACCAUUACAAACCAUAUAGAAUUGCAGAGUAAUUCCUGUAAUUCGGGUGAAUAGGACUCAUUUCAAAUGAGAUGCAUUCUGAAAAGCACUAAGUAUGUGUGGAAGCAGUUCAUGGAAAUAGAAAAAUAGAAAUGAUGCUGACUUGCACUAGUUAGUUCCCUUGUAGUGUACAGGCAGCAUGAGUAAAAAUGAUGAGGUCUACACAGUGAGUGGUCAAAUUUAGUUUUUUCUAAUUACACUUGUUUACAGAAACAAAGCCCAAUAAUCUAACUCUUGGUAGAACCACAUAAAUACUAAAAAAAAAAACAUCUUUGUUUAAUCUUUUUACCUCAUUUGACUUCAUAGGUCUCAUUAGAUGCACAAGUCAGCAGUAGAAACGGUGGCGAUAGACCAUGGACCCUUGAUUACCCAUGACUCCAAGACCAGUCCUUAGACCUGAACCCUCUGUCUUUUGCCACAGUACAUUUUCAUGGAUAUAAUUAUGUUUGUGAACCAUAAGGUGUUCUCACCAGGGAGAUGCUGCAUACUGUAACAAUUCUAGGUGUUUUACUGUUCCGCUUAUUGGCAGUAAUAAUAAUAACCACUGGUGGUGUGACUCCUACUUUCCAGCAUGAGCAGAUGCUGACAUGAACUUUGAGACUCAAAGUCCAAGAUUUGCUAAAGGCAUUUGUAAAGCUGUAUUUCUUCAUAAUGUCUUUGUAUUUUAUUUCCCAGACAUCUAGUAUUUUGAGAGUGCCUGGCAUGUUACAUCUGGUGACCAUCUUCAACUGCUCAUUCUUAUCACUCGAGAUACAAAAUUAUUUUUGUUUUUAAAUUGUUAAAGAUCCAGAUAAAUGGCCUCGAUAUUAAGGCUCUUGAUUUGUCAAUGUUUUCUUUCCUUUGUUUCAAAUAAACAUGAAAUAUUUCCUGAUAAGCACACACCUUUUGUUUUUUGAAGAAGUCUUGACAAGACCCCAAUGCGUAGGUACCCUAGACACUGAUGUACUCCGCGCAAAAUGAUCAGAAAGACCAACAAAUUUUGAAAUGUAUCCCCCCUGCUCACAAACCUGUCCUGGAUGUGCAUUGAAUUUGUGCACUACUAAGUCUGUGCAUCAAAAUAUCAGUGAGUACAUUCUGUGGUAAAAUUGAAAGCAAGACAUGCCCUCCAUUGCAUGAACUUUUGCAGAAGUUAAUAUUUUCUCCCUAACACCUGAUAAUCCUUUCUUGGUUGUUUCAUUAGGAGAAUGUCUACGUGUUGGGAGACACCAAAGUGCCACUUUAUACAUACAUACACAUUUCAGACAGAAAUACCUUCUCCAAUUGUAGUCCCAAAGGACUCAGUUUUCGACUCUCCGAAGAAGUUUGAGGUUAUAUUUCCAAAUGUUAAGCUCAAAAGAAUUAUUAAAUUGUACACAUAGUACCAUUUGUGCAGUGUCUACAUUGGGUUGUUUUGUAACAUUUUAGGAACAUCACCAUGUGCAUGCAGUUUACUAUUACUGCUUUUAAGGCACACUUUAUGUAAUCUGUAUUAGGCUGUUUUAUGUUGUUGGGAAAUUUGAAACAAUACUAUUCCGGUAUUGUAUACUUAAAAAUGGAAAAGCACUAGUAUUUCAUGAUUAACAUUAGUGACCUUCUUCUGUUGCCAGGUCUACAUUUUAACAUUUCUAUAAACCUUAAGCAUUUGAUGUAGCAAUUCAGUUACUAAGAAACUUCAACUUCAUUGCUUAUUAGUCCCUUGGUAACAAUUUAUCAUAACAUCUGCCAAAAGUUAUUUUAUGUAUUUUUCAAAUGCUGCUCUACAGAGGAGGUAAACUGGAUUAACACUUAUAUUUGGUGUAUAUUAAAGAGCUUUGAUAUUGGUAGACUCUUAUUUCUGUUGGUUUCAAGAAUAUCACCUUAAAGGCAAUUCUGUGUGAAAUAAGCGAAUAAGUACAGAUGGUUUGUGUCAGGUUAUGCAAAGAUGAUGUUCUGUGUGAACAAGAAAAACAGCUGUCAAUUAUUCCUGUAUAAUUAACAGUAUGACCUUCAAAAUCAGGUAUAAAAUGAAUUUACACUUACUAAGGGUUGCAUUUUUAUAUUCUGUUCAUUCGAAAUAGAGCUGAUCUCGAACUGCAUAUUUUUCCGACGUAACUUUGUCAGAAUGGUAUUAAUUAUGGACAAUUACAAAAUGCAGUUUAGGUGAACCAUUAAAAUAAGUGAAAUUAAAGCAAUACUUAAGCCAUUGUUUUAGGAACUUUUUUCACAAUAUAAUGUUUUCUUUUGCAUUUAAAGGUCAAUGAAAUGCAUUAACAACAAAGUAAGUGUACCGAGUGUGUUUCCUUGUGUACUUAUGUUCUGUAAAUGUUAAACUCCUUUUGUCUGUAAUUACGAAUACAUUACAAAUCAAGCUUGUUAAAGGACAAUUACAAUAAAUUAUUGUAUUCAGUGA